UUAAACAUGGCUGCCGUACAUCGAGAGGCUAUCCAAAAGCAAAUUCAACAAGAUUGGGCAAACCGAGAAUAUAUUGAAGUUAUAACUGGUAGCAUCAAAAAGAUAACUGACUUUCUGAAUUCCUUCGAUAUGUCUUGCCGAUCAAGAAUAGCUGUUCUUAAUGAAAAACUUACAACACUGGAAAGAAGAAUCGAGUAUCUGGAAGCAUGUGUAACAAAAGGAGAAACUUUAACUUAAAUAAAUUAUUAGUAUAAUUUGUAACAUUUUAAAAUUUCUGUAUUUAU
This is a messenger RNA of Eufriesea mexicana, 284 nucleotides long. RefSeq names its product hematopoietic stem/progenitor cell protein 300 (gene HSPC300). The record is from RefSeq and is a predicted model, not a curated record. Gene Ontology annotation, molecular function: protein-containing complex binding. Gene Ontology annotation, biological process: cell motility; regulation of actin polymerization or depolymerization; actin filament organization. Lineage: Eukaryota; Metazoa; Arthropoda; Insecta; Hymenoptera; Apidae. Bases 7 to 237 code for a protein of 76 amino acids. Gene Ontology annotation, cellular component: SCAR complex. The transcript has 3 exons.